Molecule: messenger RNA, 2894 nt
Organism: Exophiala xenobiotica
Lineage: Eukaryota; Fungi; Ascomycota; Eurotiomycetes; Chaetothyriales; Herpotrichiellaceae
Exons: 2
Coding region: 953-1447 (164 amino acids)
Source: RefSeq, a predicted model, not a curated record
CAAUAAUCGGAGCCGGACAGAAUAUCCGUCCUCGCCCGUCAGGCUCCAGGAUUCGGCUUGACGGGUCUCCAAGCUUGUCCAACGACACUGCCGUGGGUGUACGUAGUUUCCGCCAACAUCCCUAACGACCAAGCCUUACGUCCGGAGUUACAACGACUAGCUUCCACCACUUCUUAAUCACACUAUUACCCUCUCACAUCUCCUCAACCGUGGCUUGCUCGAUAAUUUUGGGACCUCUUCGACCUUGACGUACUGGAACUACAGCAUCCUUGAAUUUGGCCGCUGACCACGUCUCGACUUCUGGAUACCUCCGUACGAUGAACGCCAAUAUGCCAUACGUGUUCCAAUACAGCAUGCCUCGGAGUCCGCAUACAGUCCCGAGCCAGCAUUCUACGAUGUCCGGUUCCGGCAUACGCUACUUGACACCGGACAUAGGAUGGGCCGCUGAUGGAUUGACUGGCAAGUGCUUGGUGCAGAAACACCCUUUUACAGCAUCCGCUUGCGGUGGUGCUGUUAGCCGUCAAGGCAACACAUCGGGGAGUUAGUGAAGCCACAUCGAAACAUGUGCUGUGUGCGGCCAGCCCACGCUAUGGUGGUCGGGUGAGGUCGGAAUCCAUCCGAUGUUCUUUUGUUGGAUGCUUCUGGUAUAUAUAUCCAUCUUCAACGUCUAUCAUGAGGACGUCGACAUCGAUUCCUCAGACGUUGAGAUUGUCGUGCAAGAAGCGAGGAGUGCCUGCGACUCUUGAAAUGCCUCUGGACGAUUUCCGAGACUUCUCACCAGCGGCGUUGACAACCUGGUCCCUCGCCUGACCUACAAGCUGCUGGUAAGACAGCCUACCGGGACCAUCCGAGCUGUCGUGGUGUGCGAACACCGGAGCAUCCGGGACUAUUUCCCGCACGACACGUCCGAUCGUUUUCGAGGCGUGCUGGUGCUAAUGGUAUUGUCCUCCGCAUGUUCUGCAUCAUUUUACAUCAUGUCAUCGAACUCCUUCUUCCUGACCGAGAAACGGUUUGUCGUCGAAGCUGGCCACAAGGUCAUGAGACAAGAAAGGAGAUUGGCCAGUCAAUAAAUCCGGCAAAACAGACCAGACAACAGACGAACAACCUUCAUCGCUCAAGUCGCUGUUCUCUCGUCCACCAUCGUGGAGUUGGUUCAACGUCUGGCAGUCCUUCUUUGGUUUUAUGCUGCUCUUUUCCCCGUCGCCUGCAACGGGGUUUUGAAGCCACUUUGGGGAACCCAAAUUCAGAGCUAUUCAGACGCUGUUCUGUUGAGGCUCAUGCAACACCACCAAGAGAAUUCAGCAGGAGCCUUGGUGCCAGUGGGAGGGGCCAUAUCAGUUCAAACUCUCCAUCCACUAUACAGUUCUUCGACAACAUAUCAGUCCACAGUCUGAAGCCAGUGCCACGUGUCGUUGACAAGUUGUGGUGGUUUGCUGACAGAUGUUAGCGAUCCUAACGCGUAAUUCGCUAAGUGGGUAGGUCGCCAUCCAAUCUCCAUACCAGAAAGCGGCCUUCCAUAUAUCGGAAUGGAGUUCGAACAAGCUUCGGCCUCCUAUAGAGAGGCCAUGUUUGGCGUCCUGAGGGACUGUACAACGUGUCCGGAAGCCCCCAAAAUCGUUCAAGUCAACAAUUUCUACACUUUCUGAACACAAACCUUUACCUGAAGAGACGCCUGCCCAUGUGGUACUUCGCACAACAUCGAAGAUUCUAUUACGAGAUUUGAUACGCAUUUGGCAGCUAUCCUCUUGCCUUAUAUCCUCUCCCAAAUCCCCCCUCCAUCUUCUCAUCUUUCAGCUCGAAUCAACAGAUCCAAUCACAAAUCGCUACCAGGAAAAUGAAAUACAAAGAAUGAUUGUUGGUCAUACAGCUCUCUCCCACAACGACGAAGAUGGCUAUCCGAAAUUCCCGGUCCGGCCCCAAAUAUGGGAGAUCAGAAACGACGUCGAACCUACAAUGCAGACUGGCCUUUCAACUUUUUCUGGGCCUUGGAAGCAUCGCCCGCAUCGAGCCUGUGUUGGUUUGUGCGGUACUCACAGGACUAGGCCUAGCCGUGCCCGGCGCUCUUCGAGAAAAAGCAGCGAACAGUAAGCAUAUUCAGCCAAAGAAAAUCCUCAGAUACUAGGAACCCUUGAUUUCCUCGCAACUAUGCUUCCAAGGCAUGGGCACCGACAGCAUUGCUACUGAUCCAUUCAUGGGGUCACUGUGCCGCGCAAAGAGCAGAGAAGCACAUGGUGGCCAAAUGUCCAGAACCAAGAGAAGCAUGCCACCAAACAACUUGAAGCUUACCAAAGAACGGCCUCGAGACUAAAACGAAGACGGGAACCAUUAAGAAGACAAACCGGUCAUCAAUAGAUGACAGCUGGUUGUUCCGACAAUCGUUGAUGCUCGUGGUCAAAGAAAUUCGAUCAAGUUAGGUAUAAAUCGCUCUGGUAUUCGAAAAAUUGACCUCUCAGGAACAGAUCAGUUUAGACCACAGUUCGACAACUGUCAUCGGUUGCUUAUUGUGGAUAAUCUCUUGCCCACGAUUCGCCUUCGCGACGCGGCUCGAAAGGGCAAAGACAUCUACAAAUGUCUGAUGAAGGACGUCGACAAAGAAGAGAACACCCUCAAAAGAGAACAGAGGCUCACGCAGAGAGCCUACGACGACAUGUUACCCCACGUUACAGAUCAUUUCCUGCUCAUGAGAACAAUGGUGAACCCCACCUGAUGAUUUUGCAGAUAACGGUUUGCAGACUGGAGGAGAGGGGCUGCUGUUUGAGUGUGCUGCUACAGGCAUCUGGAUCUGAGAUCUGUUUGUCUCCUAUGGAGCUGGACUCUGCGGAUAUUGGAACGAGACGUCGACUCUUGACAGCGAGGAAUAUCAGCACCCAUUCUCUUGCAGGACAGUAUUCCAU